AUGCAAGGCUGUGAGCGAAUUAAUCUUCAAGUCCGAUGUAGCCUGGUGAUGCCCUCAUCCUCCACAGCUACAGAGAUUAACUCCUCACCGACCCCUGCGUCCAAUGUCCAACUCAACACCUGCGCGCCAACCUCAAUUUCCAGCUUCGAUAGCCUUUUUGAUGAGGAGCCGAAGCCCGCUACAGUCUCCUCUAUUGAAGAUUACGAAGCUCUAGCAGAUAGUUGCUUCGAUAAUGAUCAGUCGCUCUUCAUGGGACAGCUAGCUGGAAUCCCAGACGAGCGCCAUGAUGCGAGUGGAGAGGAAGACUACCAUCCCGAUGAUGAUGAGUUAGCCCGGAUGAUAGAAGAAGAGCUCGCCCGAUGA
Molecule: messenger RNA, 363 nt
Organism: Penicillium manginii
Lineage: Eukaryota; Fungi; Ascomycota; Eurotiomycetes; Eurotiales; Aspergillaceae
Exons: 1
Coding region: 1-363 (120 amino acids)
Source: RefSeq, a predicted model, not a curated record